AUGUCAAGAAAAUUGGCGCUCGGCGCAUCCCGCGCGAGCAAUGGCGCCUUCACAUUCGCGGCGAGGACAGCGAUGUCUACCACACAACGGACGUUCUCGUCCACUGCUCAACGAAAUAGGGAAAUGAUAUACUUCUCAAAAGCCUCCUCCGAGGAAUUAGACAAUAUCCUCAGCGAAAUUCGACACCAGAUCAUCCUACCUGCCUUCCUCCCUCAAGACCAGCGGAAGAAGAUCUACUCUAAGAAGUACGAGAAGCAGCUGCAAGCGGAUCCUAUAACUAUCGAAAUCGACGGCGAAGUCUUCAAGUUCCGGCACCAGAGCCCGUUCUCGAGCGUACCCAACACGAAAAAGGCACUGUACCGCGCCAUCGAGUUGUUCUCUACGCCGGAAGACUUUUCCAACCUGCGCCCGCUGAUUGAGGGCCUCGCGAUCGCGGACCGGACGUUCAACGUCAACUCGCAGACGAAGUUGACGCGCUUAAUCGGUGAUAAGGGCCGGAUCUACGACAUCAUCGAGCUCGCGCGCAGCGUCAAGCGCACAAGUUUCAAGCUCGACAUGAGUGAAAAGGUCACCGAGAUCCUGUAUCACGUCCAGAUGAGGGCCGUCCGCUCCGGCUGGGAUCUGGAAGAGACGAGGAAGGCGCUGCGCUGGACCGAGAUCGUCGUCGCCCUACUCGAGGAGAAGGACCACCAACCCGCAAACGGUCUCGUGCCCCGCGACACGCUGCCCCUGGCCCGAGACCCAAUGGUACUCCUAUCACCUCUACAUUUAGCCGCUGUGCUAGUCCAGAAGCAGGGCACGGAAGCCGAACCUGCCGUCGUCGAUAAGGUUAUCCAGUAUGCGACGAAGAUCGUGUUACUAUGGGACGAGGGCAAGACGUUGAGACAGACGCAGCCCGAGUCCUUGUUCCAGCCCGACGAGCCACUCGCAUAUAUCGCCGUGGACAACAAGUUCGUGAAGCUAGGAGCGUCGUGGCUGUACGGCCUCAAUGCCGCCCUCGAAGUCCUCCAGAACCAGGGUCCCCAACAUGCAGAACUCGCGGCGAAGCUGAAGACGCGCCGGGAUUCCCUAGAAGAGGAACUCCGCUUAGCGAGGGAAAAUGCGAAAGGGGGUGUCGGCGAAGCGGUAUGGCAGGUAGUGUUCGGGGGCAUGGGCCCGGUGGGAGAUGUAGACCAGGAAAUACGAGAUUCGAUAGACAGAAAAACGGGAUGA
This is a messenger RNA of Annulohypoxylon maeteangense, 1212 nucleotides long. RefSeq lists its product as uncharacterized. The transcript is spliced from 2 exons. Bases 1 to 1212 code for a protein of 403 amino acids. Lineage: Eukaryota; Fungi; Ascomycota; Sordariomycetes; Xylariales; Hypoxylaceae. The record is from RefSeq and is a predicted model, not a curated record.